Sceloporus undulatus (fence lizard) is the source of this 6174-nucleotide messenger RNA. It is a transcript of the gene NALF2, whose product is annotated as NALCN channel auxiliary factor 2. Lineage: Eukaryota; Metazoa; Chordata; Lepidosauria; Squamata; Phrynosomatidae. The transcript is spliced from 3 exons. Gene Ontology annotation, cellular component: plasma membrane. The coding region runs from base 636 to 1874 and encodes 412 amino acids. Gene Ontology annotation, molecular function: stretch-activated, monoatomic cation-selective, calcium channel activity. Gene Ontology annotation, biological process: calcium ion import across plasma membrane. The record is from RefSeq and is a predicted model, not a curated record.
UCGGGGCUCAGGCUCAGGCUCCGGAGGAAGGCAGGCAGGCAGGCAGGAAGGGCCGCCGAGGCCGCCCUCGCCCCGGAGGAGCCCGCCCGGCUGGGGAUGGUGGCGGGAGCGGCGUGGCCUGUCCUGGGCCCUCGGCCAUGGUGAGGGGCGGCGGGGCGGCGGCGGAGGCGGCGGAGCACGAUGCCCUGCCCGGCUUCGGCGGAGGAGGAGGAGGCAGCAGCAGCAGCAGCAGCAGCAGCAGCAGCAGCAAUAACAGCGGGAGCCCUUAGCAGCCCCGCCGAGGCAUCAGCAGCAGCAGCAGCAGCAGAAGGAGCGGGAGCAGGCCGAGGAGGAGGAGGAGGCUGGGCGCCAGCGCCUGCGGAGGAAGGUCGGCGGUGGAGGAGGAGGAGGAAGAGGAGGAGGGCGGCCAGCAGGCCCUGAGGCAGCCCCGGGCCACGCGGAAACCCCGCCGAGGCCCGCCGGGAGAGCCAUGCUGCCCAGGCCCAGGCCCAGGCCCGGGCCCCGGCCGACGCCGCCAUGCCUCCUCCGCCUCCGGCCCCGAGGAAGAGGAAGAGGCCGAGGAAGAGGAAGGGGAGGCGGAGGGGGCAGGUGACCCUGCCGGCGAGGGGGGCCCGAGGGGAGGCAGCGGGAGGAAGAUGCCCCCCGACCGCCGGCCCAGUCCUUCCCAGGAGCCCCGCUGCCGCCUCUUCCUCCUCCUCCUCCUCCUCGCCGCCCUCCUGGCCGACCACCUCUGCCCCGCCGCCGCCGCCUCCGGAGCCCAUCUGGCCGGAGGGAAGCGGAGGGCCCUGGCGGCCUGGGCCUGGGAGGACCGCCAGGAGGAGGCCGGAGGGAACGGGAGCCUGGCUGGGCCCUGGCCGGAGCCCCGGGAACCCCCCUCGGGCGCCCUGGAGGCCGAGGCGGUGUGCGGCGGGGGUCGGAGUCCGGCGGAGGCGGCGUCGGCGGUGGGUCCGGUGGCGCUGGGCCCGUGGUCCUCUUCCUCCUCGUGGGGCUCCUGGGCCUCGGAGCACCUGUCGGCCUUCCGGCUGCCCUUCUGCCGGGGCUACUCGCUGUGGGACCUGGUGGCGGGGCUGGCCGGGGCCGAGGGCCUGGACUGCAGCCUGGGGCGGCUGAGGGCGGACUGGGCGGCCAGGCACGGCGAGGCCUGCGGCUCCUGCCUGGAGGCCUUCCAGCGCCUGGACCAACACGCCCGAGAGAAGUACCUCGAGUUCGAGCUCCUCCUGGACAAGUACCUGCAGGCCGAGGACUACUCCGUCCGCUCCUGCCUCGGACAGUGCAAGGCUGUCUACAAGGCAUGGCUGUGCUCUGAGUAUUUUAACGUGACACAACUGCAGUGCCCUCGCCGGAUUCCCUGCAAGCAAUACUGCCUGGAGGUGCAGACCAAGUGCCCCUUCGUCCUUCCCGACAAUGAUGAGCUGAUCUACGGGGGGCUGCCGGGCUUCAUCUGCACAGGGCUGCUGGAGAGCCAAGUGCCCGACCAGGAGGCCAGGUGCUGCGACAUCCCAUGGGACUCCUGUGGCCACCUGCUGGCACAUGACUACAAUGCAUCCUCCAUGGACUCAGAGCCCUUCCAGGGAAGCCAGGACAUCCCCCGCCAUCCUCACCGCCGCCACCACCAGCAGCAGCAACACUACCACCUGUACCAUCACCCCCAGCAGCACCACCCCCAGUACAGCCCCCACCCCUCCCUGCUGCCAGUCUCCGCAGGGUACCGGCUCAGCCACAGCAAGAUCCGGCUCUGUGUCCUGGUCCUGAUGCUUCUGCACACCAUGGUGUCCUUCUCAAGCAUCCAUGGUGGCGGGGGGCCCGCAGCCAGCGGGGGACUGAACCUGGAGGCCCUGCCAGCCCCGGAGGAGAGCCGAGUGCGAGAGGAGUGACAGAGACGCGUCCUCCCCCACGAGGGGGCAGCGAAAAUCCUCAAGCAGCGGCACCUGCUGCUCUUCUCCCGCCAAAAUGUGGCGGUAAUGGUGCCAGAUGCAGCCAGGGAGGCCCAUGGGGGGCCGAAGUGCCAGAUCUCCAGAGGGAGGCGGCCCAGGCCAGGAGCAGGAGUCCACCUGGCCGGCUGGCUGGCCCCAAAAAGCUCUUUGCAAGGACCGAAGAGCUGUGGUCCACAGGGGCCCUGGGAGAGCCCUCGGCCUCAGGAAGGGCCCAGGGGGCCAAGGCAAAGAGGGGUGGGCUGGAGGGGAAGUGCGGUGGCGGCGACAGCAGCAGAGGAGGGGCUGCCUUCUGGGAGAGUCCGUGGCCUGUGGCACGUGAGCUGGAGGGCCGCUUUCCUUGUUGUGCUUGAUUUUAUGGGCAACCAUGACCUGCAGUCCCAUACCAGGUGACUUGCCUUCCUUGGGGCAACAGAAAAGGCAGGAAGGAGGGAAUGAGGGGCUUCUCUUGAGUCCUCCCCUCCACCAAGUCCACUUAAUGCCCCUUCUCCUUCUCCGCCUCCUCUCCGCCCCUCCUUCACUCUCUGUCUCCCCACAUUUGAGGCCCUGAGGGGGACCCUCCCUCACUGAGAUAUCUGAACCAGCCUCUCCGGUCUCUGGGUCAGGAUCUAGAAGGGCUCUGAGGCCUGACUUAGGCAUCCUGGAUCUCCUGGCUACCCCAAGGGCUGAAUUCCUGGAGAGAGGGAGUCUGUCUUCUCUGUUGGCUCUCCGUGUGAGGGACCCCCAACCCAUCCCACCCCAACCCACCCCCUGAGCAUACAGCAAGCAGCUGAUUCAGUUCUGCUGCUCACUCUAGGUUAUGUUCCUGGUUCCUCACCCCACUUUACAGAUUCUUGGCCAUUGGGGGAAUUUUCCCUUCAGUGCAAAUAGCAGCUUCAAAGAAGUGUUUGCCAGGACUGCUGCAGGAGCAGAGUUUUUAAAAACCCUCUCUCCAUCUUCCCCGACACCCACCUGCCCCUGCAGCUGCUAUUUGCAUUUUUAAGUGCACAUUAAAUGCAAGGAAGGUUAUGACAUGAUGUCCAGUAUGGCCCGUAAUACUAAUGAAGUGAUAUUGCAAGAUUUUCAUAAUUCUCUGGAUGAGCAUCCUAGGUGCUCCCAGAUUCUCUAGACAGUUUGGUUUGGUUCCUACCUGGAGGGUGUCUGUGAGCUUCCACCUUUGCCUAGUCCUACCUUCCUCACUAGCCCCCCAGGGCAUUUCAAGGCCCUUCUCCCCUUACUGAGAUGCCUGGAGUGUGGUGCACUGACCCUCGAAGCAACCCUCCCCCUCAAGGAGGAACAAGCGCAAAGGUCCCUGGCAUGAAGACUCUGGGACAGAGAUGCCAAGGUAGCUCUUUCUCCUACUACCCAGUGGCUGUAGCUCCCCUGACUGGCUGCUGUGGCUCUAUGGGGGUCUCAGUUAGGACAGGGGGUCCUGCUUCCCCAGCAGCUGCUGGCUGAGAUCAGUGGACAGCAGAAGACCAAUGGAGUCCUUGAGAAGCAGUGGGGCAGGGCUGACAACAACAUGCUUCUGAAUGGCAUUUCCAUUCCUUUGCCCCAUCUGGGAGGCGCUUGCCCAGCAAAACUGACAGAGCAGAGUUGGGUUAUUGUGCAUGUUCACUGAGCUUUUUCAUAAAGGUAGAAUAAGGUGCAUCUCUCCUUUUCUCCUUCCCCCAAUGCCCCAUGGCUCCAGGAGAACUGACCUGGCCUCCCUAUGGUUCUGUCCCCAUGCCCAGUAUGCAGCUGUGUGCAUGGUGACUGGGGGGGCUGGGGGGCUGGAAAGGAGCACAAAGAUUGCCCACUUGCACAGCAAGAGGGGGGCGGUUGGGGGCUGAUGGGCCAGUGGCCUUUCCUGAGCCUCCGCAAAAAGUCAUGCAGCCAGAGUUCAGCAAAGUCUUGACCCAAGCAUGCCCUCAGGCCCCAGAAGGAGCCUCCUUGUUACUUUUCCCAGAAGGUGGUAUGUGAUUUUGCUGGGCUAGAGGUAAAAUCCCCAGAGCCCUACCCACUACUACCCCUUCCCAAAAUGCCCAGCCUCCUUCACUCCUCACCCUUUCCAGACCAAAGAGGCCACUGAAUGUGUGGGCAGUGAACCCAGGGGUCUUUGGGAAGAGGUCCCCAAAGUCUCAAAGGCAGGCUGUGAGCUGAGGAGGUCCAUCCUCAUCACAGGCAGCCCAGUGGCCCCCAGUCACGAUCCCAGGGGAAAAACCAGUUUGCACCCCAGCCUCUCCCUCCCCCCCCCCUUUGCUUUUUCAUCAAAGGGCCCACAUACACACCCGUUGGUGAUAGUGGUGGUGUGGAAAGGAGGCUGUGCUGAGGCUGAGUCCUUGUGGGGGUGUCCUCAGUUGCCUUGGGGGGGGGUGUUCAGGUCAGACCUUUCCAGUUCCUGGCAGGGGAUGCCUGAGACCCCGGAAGAAAUCAGGCCCUUCCGCUUAUCUGCUCUGCUUGACUGUAGUAAGGCAGGAGCAGGGUGUCUCAUUGUGGGGAGCAGCUCCUACCUCUGGUUUGGCACUUAUAUAUUUUUGGAACUCCAUGCCCAGCACCUCCUGCUGAUGCCUUGCGGGUUCAAAAGUUCCCCUAUGCAGACAUCUUGUAACCAGAUUUGAUAGAAGGUUAUGAAUGUGGAGUCAUGCAUAUGGGGCUGGAGUGCAUCAUUGUGCAUGUCCAUUGAGCUCAUGGUUGUGCAUCUUUGCACAUUGUGCAUCCAUGUGCAAUCUGUAUUUGGUUGUGCAGUGACACAACUUUGUAAUGAGGUGGUGUUGCACAACUGAGCCAUAACAUGGUGAGGAUAAAGUUACUUGAUGCAGAUCUUGGCCAGCUUUUUCCGUUGGGCAGAGGAUGGGAUAGGGCACACUGAUAUGCGCACACACAUACAUACACACACUGCCUCUGCAAAAAGGAGCAGGCAUUUCUCCAUUUUUACAUCCACCAUGUUACAGCUUGUCCCUCUUCCACGAAUGCAGCUGGGUCCCUACCUUUGCACCAGGAUCACAGGGGCCCCGGGCUUCUGCUGCUGGGAUCCCAUCUGUUUGCAGCCUGGCCUAUUUGCUUGCCUGUCUGCAAUGUCUGGAGUGGCCUGAGCAGCGCUUGGCAUGUUCACUCAGGUUCUGUAGUGUUUUGAGGGUCAGAGGUUAGAAGGCCACCCACACUCUGUGCACCCAAACUUCGUUUCCCCUCUGACUGCUCCCCAUAGCAGGAGAAGUCCCCUGUGAGCUCAGGAAGAGUCCCAGGCUCCCCUAAGCAGCAAAUAGGAACAAGAAAAGCCCCACAGAGCCCCACCCCAUGGACCUGGCCCUGGACUCUGAUGCUAAGGCCCAACUAAGUCCAGUUUUAGGCCUUUAUCUAAAGCCAGUUGUUACCUGAACAGCAGAGGGAAGGGGGGGGGUCUGAUCCUCUUCCCAGCGUCUCAGAGCAGGAGUCCCACUGCCCCAGUUCCCCCACCUCUGCUGAGUGGGUGGCCCCCCCAGCCCCUCUUCCCCCCAUGGAGGAGGGUUAGGGCUCAGUCCACCAGACCCCACUCCAAUGGGGUAAACCUCCCCCACUCCCAUGCUGUCUGAAGACAUAAACUAAUGGUCCAGAGAGGGGGACGUUUGAGACCAAGGCCUCAUGGGCACAAGGGGGUCCUUGCAUGGCCCUGCGCAAUGCUGCCAUGGCACGGGCGCCCCCAGUAUCAGAGGCGCCAGCUUUCUUCCAUGGGGUACAAACAUCCGAUGGCCUUUGCCUGACAGUUCCCCCUGGACACAGGAGCAUGCGGGGGCCAGGAUUCGUGGGGGCCUCCUGGGCAGUGGGGAGCAGUGGUGAGGGGGAGGCCAGAGGGCCCAUUGCCAGAGCCAGCCUUUUCCAUCUCCUUUCUACCCCUCGCCCUCCAGCCCACCACCACUGGUUUCUGUUUCUUUCCCUCUUUCUCCCCUCUUUCUUCUCUUCCCCUCUUCUCCUCCCUGCCUUCCGUCACAAGGAAGCGACUGUGUCCUUUGAGGGGGCAGUUUUCUUAUGCCAUUUUAUACACUGUGCUUCAUGUUUAGGACUUUUUUGCACUAGUUCCUAUUACAUUUAUUUUCCAAGAUGGUUUGACAAAAAAAGAAGAAAAAACCCAACAACAACAACAACAACCCCAUGCUAUAAUUCAGUUGUAUUAAACUAUUAUCCUCCUACUCUCUGUGUUUCAAUAGUCUCUGUACCUGUAAUGCUUUCAGUUCUGUUGUAUUUUGGACCAGGGGUUUUCUCUACUCCUUGUUUAACCCAGUAAAGAAAUAAAAAUGUUAAGACUUGA